AUGUUGAGCUCUGUGGCGCGGCGAGGAGGGCGGCGUGCGGACUCCAAGGUGCAGGCGGUACUGGGGUCGCUGUUUGCGGUGGCGGAGGGUGCCGUGGUGCGCGUGGAUUGCAGCGAGCCGGCGGUAUUCCGAGCGGAAGUAGAGUUGUCGGCUUCGCAUGUGACUUUACUUUUCGCGGUUCCGGUGGGCAACUUGCCGGUGGAUGACUUGACCACUGAGUUGGGCUCACAGCUGCGGGAUAGUUUCUGGAUUGCACGGGAGGCAUUCCGCUUUCAGUUAGAUGACGAUGUGCCGCUUGCGGCCGGUGCUGUGGCAGAGGCGGGGCAGUUAGCAGAGCGCAUCAUUUUCGAGAACCUUAGUCUAUUGGAUGUGCGUGCCGCAGGUGUCGCCACACAGCAGCUCACUGACGUUGCCCGCGAGUUCUUCGCCCCCCACCUGCAAGAUCCCCUGGUCCAGGCCUGGCUCCGUGGGUUUGACGCCCGGCUCCGCCGCCAGGGCUUCCGCCAAGACCCACACUGCACAGGCUCCGCAGACUCCCUUGGCACCUCGCUCGGAGACGUCCGUGCCGAACGAGAGCUCGUCCAACCACCCCUGCAACAACCUAUUCAGCAACCGCCUAUUCAGCAACCGGUAGUAGUUCAGCAUCCGCCCUUCCAACGGCAGAUGCUGAGCCAGCGAGAGAGCCUGCGCGAUCGGCCCCGGAUGUACGUCGAUAUGAAUGCCUGGGAGGAAGCCCUCGUUUUGGAGCGCGACCCACGAGGUUACAACGACUUUUCGUUCGAGGAGGUCGAAGAGGGCGUACCCGUCUGGGUGACCGAGCAGAUUACAGAGCCGAUUUUUAUGGCCGAAGAGGAGCGAGGGGAGUAUGAUCAAGGUAAAGAAGAGGUAGCAGACAAGCGGGCAGAAGAGAAGCGGGCAGAAGAGAAGCGGGCAGAAGAGAAGAGGGCAGUAGAGGAGAGGGCAGAAGAGAAGCGGGCAGAAGAGAAGCGGGCAGAAGAGAAGAGGGAGUCAGAGAGAGAGUCACAGAGAGAGACCGUGCUUAAAGAGAAGAAUGAGGAGGAUGAUUCGUCGCCGUUAUUGCGACGCCGCGAUGGCUUGGCGGGACGCCAGAGUCGGGUUGCGGGGUCGCUGUCGCGGCACAGCCAGUCGUCGUUCGACCUUUCGAACCUGCACCUGGAGUGGGAACACGGGGAGCACGAGAUAGUGGGCGAUGGCUCGGACGAGUAUGGGGACACGUAUUUGGAGGGAGAAGAGUACGUGGAGGAGGAGGAGGAGGAGUUCGUGGAGGAGGAGGAGUUGGAGUCGGAUGAGUACUCAGAAACAGGGUCGGGGGAUAAUUCGGAAUCGUAUUCGGGGUCGGAGUCGCAAAUAAGUUCGUCGAAACGGGAGCUAAGCGGGACGGUCAAGUACUUGACGCUGAUGUUGGCGGAGUGGUCGGAGUUAAGUCAACGGCGCAUGGUAAAUAACCUGGGAGAACCGCUACUGGAACUGCAAAGGCUACUGAGUCGGGCGGAAGCUCUGGAUGUAAAGGCCGAACUUUUGGAGCAUCGAGGAACUCUCUGGGCGACCGCCUCAGCCGAAGCCCGCCAGGCCGAAGCCCAAGAUCGUCGAGACGCCGAACAACAAGUUACAGCCGCUCGCCAGAUCCUGGUCACACGCGUCGGCGAACUGCAUCGACAUGUCCUCCAACUUAUCGCCGACCGAAAGGCGCCGCUCUUCCGUGUCCAACAUGUGCAGCUGGUCGAACGCUUCCCACCCCCCACCCCGCAACCCAAUUAA
Molecule: messenger RNA, 1779 nt
Organism: Gregarina niphandrodes
Lineage: Eukaryota; Apicomplexa; Conoidasida; Eugregarinorida; Gregarinidae
Exons: 1
Coding region: 1-1779 (592 amino acids)
Source: RefSeq, a predicted model, not a curated record